ACUACAGAUGCUUUCUGGUCUGAGCAGGAACUGAGACGAUCUUUGCCACAGCGAUAGAUAGCCCUAUGUCUUCUUCCUUCCAUGGCCCUAUAUAAGCAGCUUCACCGAUUGCGAGACUCAAAAACUUGCAAGAGAUGGCUAGAUUCAUUACCUUCGGCUUCCUCCUCGUCCUGCUCAUCUUCUCUGGUCAUGAUGACCGGAAAAGGGUUCGUUUUGCUGAAGCGAAAGACUGCCACAAAGUGUGGAACUGCCGAGGAUACGACCGGUGCCGAGAAGACUGCCAGAACCGGUUCGCUGGGCGGGGCGCUUGCGAUCUGUACACCGCUCCUCCAGUUCCAAAGCAGUGCUUCUGCGCAUAUCACUGCUAAUGAUCAGUGGAAACAAACAUGUGAGUGAUAUACAACACUAUAUAGAUAUAUCAUAAGAAGGUAGUAUAUGUGUACAGGAGGUUUGGUCGGGGGAGUCUUAAAAUUUUGGUUCUGCAAAGUUUCUAGUCAUCAGUCUUUCUGCUAAACGGUUUAUGGUUAUCGGUCUGUUCCAUAGAUUGUAAUGUAAAAUAAUGUCAAUAUCAUGUGAGAAAAGCUGUGUGAAGAACUUCUCUCU
Punica granatum (pomegranate) is the source of this 603-nucleotide messenger RNA. The record is from RefSeq and is a predicted model, not a curated record. NCBI's taxonomy places the organism in Eukaryota, Viridiplantae, Streptophyta, Magnoliopsida, Myrtales, Lythraceae.